CAAUAAAAAAAAACAUUUAGAAACUACAACCAUUUUUCUGUCAUUGCAGGCUUAAAAGUAAUUGAACAAAGUAACAAUUAUAAUUAUAUAGUUUUUAAUACUUGAAUGAAAAUCCUAGUAGUCAAUGAUUGUCAUCACUAAAUGAUGAGUUUCCUCUCUUGAAAUGCUUAACCAGGUCUUUACUGCAGAUGUGACCCGUUGUUACUUGUUUGUGGGUCUUUCAGUCAUCAAUUUUGUCUUAAGUAAUAUAAAAAGCAAGCUUUUGAGUUGCUUUUACACUUCUGCAUCAUUGUCCCACUAUUUAAUGUAAAACACUGUUGAAUUUGUCAGGGUUCAAACCAGUAUCAACUGCAUGACUGACAGGGGCUCUAGCUGUCUGCCACAUAGAGGUGUGUGAAUGCAGUUGCAGAGACUCAGAAACAGUGAAAAAUUUUACAUGUCCAAAAAGAACCAAACAGAAACCCCCUAAAAUAUAUUUAUCAAAAAAUCCUAGAAAAGGGAUAGCAAAAUCAGUUUACAACUACAAAAGGAAAAGUCAAGAUCUUUUCAGGAACUCAGGAAAACAGCACUGUUUCUGCCCGCUGCUGCCACCUGCCUCACUCAUUUAAACUAUUUACUUUUUUUUUUUGCUCAAGUUUAAUAUACAGCAUAUGUUUACAUACUAGAAUUCAGGAAAUUUGGAUUGUUAUAUGCAUUUAACCUUUUUUAUUGAAGGGUCCAAAUGAUUUGUAUGGUGUUGUGGUGAAGCAUUGUGGUGAGAGGGUGGAAACCAGUGUUUUGUACUAGUGAUGUCCAUUAAGACCAAUGAUCUCAUUAUUUUUUCAAUUACUAUGUAUGAUUUCCUUAAUUUGUUUAUUUUAUUUAUUUUUUUAACUGCUGUAAACUGAAUGAACUAUUUAGCUUUAUUUAUUUCUCUGGUUUCUGUUUGAAAGGUAGUGAAUUAUCAGGAAGACAUCUGCCUGGGGCUUACUGCAGGAGAAACAGAAAAGUAGAUCUAGAGUUGUAAGGGAAAUAACAAGGACCACCAUGGCUAGCACUUUUGGAGACGUCACAAAGAUCGACACAACUGGAGCAUCAGAAACAACAGCUAAACAGGACAAACUCUCUGUAAAAGGGGUGGAUGCUUCAUAUAAGUUGGCUGGGAAUGACCUGAAGAGGAUGGAGCAGUACAAGAACAUCAUCAUCAAAACUGGCAGAGCUAAGCAGAUGGACCCGGCUGUGAUCGCCGGCAUCAUAUCCAGAGAGUCCAGAGCUGGAUCAGUUCUCGUGAAUGGCUGGGGAGAUCACGGCAACGGCUUUGGACUCAUGCAGGUUGACAAGCGGCACCACAAAGUCCUAAAGGGAGCCUGGAACAGCGAGGAGCAUCUCAUCCAAGGCACUGAAAUUCUAAUACAAUCCAUUAAAGAUAUUCAAAAGAAAUUUCCCAGCUGGACCAAGGAGCAACAAUUUAAAGGAGGAAUCGCAGCCUACAACGCUGGUACAGGAAACGUCCGUACAUAUGACAAUAUGGACAAAGGCACCACAGGAGAUGAUUACGCCAAUGAUGUGGUGGCUCGGGCUCAAUGGUUUAAACGCAAUGGCUUCUAAGCAGUAUUUAUGUUCUCUUCGAAUGCUGCAUAGCUGGCAUAUUUCUGUGGCUACAUAACGAUAUAUGCCAUAUUUCUUUUUAACUAGAAUCUUAACCUUUAAAGUAACUGGGAUUUUUUAUCAACUUGUGUCUUUUUCUUGUCUUAAGCACUUAUGUGAACUGUUGAUUUGCACUUGGCAACAAUUGCCAUUGGGAUUGCUUUUUUUUUUAUAUAUGUAUCUGUGUAAGAUGAUUUCUGCAGAAAAUUAGAAGAGAGUUUUCAUUAAAGCAAUGAAUAAUA
This is a messenger RNA of Silurus meridionalis, 1868 nucleotides long. RefSeq names its product lysozyme g-like. Bases 1027 to 1587 code for a protein of 186 amino acids. The transcript is spliced from 6 exons. Lineage: Eukaryota; Metazoa; Chordata; Actinopteri; Siluriformes; Siluridae. Gene Ontology annotation, biological process: peptidoglycan catabolic process; defense response to Gram-positive bacterium. The record is from RefSeq and is a predicted model, not a curated record. Gene Ontology annotation, molecular function: lysozyme activity. Gene Ontology annotation, cellular component: extracellular region.